This is a messenger RNA of Epinephelus lanceolatus (giant grouper), 2379 nucleotides long. The record is from RefSeq and is a predicted model, not a curated record. NCBI's taxonomy places the organism in Eukaryota, Metazoa, Chordata, Actinopteri, Perciformes, Serranidae.
AUGGGAAAAACAAGUGAGUGCUCAUGCGUAUCCGCUGCUGAGAAGGAGAGCAAAGGUGAGGACCACAGAGAGAAUAAAUAUAAAGCACACAAACAGUUUGGGGACCGUCGCGGAGGUGUGACAGGAGCUCGCACGUAUUUCUACGCGGAUGAGGCCAAAUGUGACCAGCAUAUGGAGACCUUCAUCAAAUGUAUUAAAGCAUCUGGUGGGAGUGCAAUGGACGGUUUCUCUGCCAUCAAAAUGACUGCUCUUGGACGGCCUCAGUUUCUGCUCCAGUUCUCAGAAGUCUUGGUGAAAUGGAGGCGAUUUUUCACCUUCCUGGCAUCACAGCAGGGGAAAGACGACGUGGAGGCCUUAGAGCAGAGGCUGGAGCUCAAACAGAUGCAGGAAUUCCUGACCAAGCUCGGUGCAAAAGGUGACUUCUACGGCUGGUUUACUGGAAGGGAAGAGGAGUCUUCAGGAACCAUUGACUUGCUCGACUGGAACAGCCUAAUAGAUGACAGGACAAAGAUAUCGGACCUGCUGGUUGUCCCAAAUGUAAAGCUAGGUGAGCUGGAGCCUCUGCUGGAGAAGUUCACUGAAGAGGAGGAGAAACAAAUGAAGAGGAUGUUACAGCGCAUGGACGUCUUAGCCAAGCAUGCCGUCGAGAACGGUGUCCGCUUGAUGGUGGAUGCAGAGCAAACCUACUUCCAGCCAGCUAUCAGCAGACUCACAUUAGAGAUGCAGAGGAUCUACAACAAAGAAAAGCCUGUCAUCUUCAACACCUACCAGUGUUAUCUUAAGGAGGCCUACGACAACGUCACCAUGGAUGUGGAAUUGUCUCGACGUGAGGGUUGGGGUUUCGCUGCCAAGCUGGUGCGUGGGGCCUACAUGUAUCAGGAGCGAGAGAGGGCCAAAGACAUUGGUUAUGAGGACCCCAUUAACCCAGAUUAUGAGUCGACCAAUAUAAUGUACCACAGGUGUCUGGACUAUGUGCUGGACGAGAUAGCACUCAACAGAAAUGCCAACGUCAUGGUGGCUUCCCAUAAUGAGGACACAGUGAAACACACUUUGAGGAGAAUGAAUGAGCUGGGCCUCUUGCCCACAGAGAACAAGGUGUACUUCGGUCAACUACUGGGCAUGUGUGAUCAGAUCAGCUUCCCACUGGGCCAGGCAGGCUUCCCCGUCUAUAAGUACGUUCCCUACGGACCCGUGAAUGAGGUGAUGCCCUACCUGUCUCGGAGAGCCCAGGAGAACCGAGGCUUCAUGAAGGGUGCCCAGAAGGAGAGGGAGCUGCUGUGGAAGGAGCUGAAACGCAGACUUGCCUCUGGGGAGCUUCUCUACAGGCCGGUGUACUGAAAACACAGAAGAAGAGACAAAGAGUGUGUCAACGUGUCGAAUUUUUUAUUUUAUUUUUCAUCUUCUCUAGUUGACGGCUGGUGCUGUGGUUGUCUGUUCUGUCUCUCCCUCUGUACGGCUCUCCCUGGAUGUUCAUCUCCUGUUCCACCCUGUCCUGGAGUUUUCAUGCUGACAGACUGUUUCGGCAUGUCGCUCUCUUAUUGUGUCUUUGCACUGUUGUUUUUCCCUCCGCUCUGUGAUGUUACCCACCAUCCUGCCUUUUGUGUACUGCCCAUGUUCUCUCUGUUUCCUCGCCUUAUCCGCCCCUGCAUCCAUAAGCAUUCCUCAUUUUGUCUUCCCGUUGUCUGCAGAGCUCUGGUAUCCAUCAAGUGGGCAUCUUUACUGCUCCAAAAGGACUCCCUAAAAUGUCAACGAGACCGGGGCGGGCGUCUCUUUUUAUCACCCUAUUCAUCUUUGAGAGGGACAACAAUAAUAAAAAUAACAGGCUUGAUUUAAAUGGUAGUAAAGGAAACAUCAAUAUUCCCCUCCUAUAUUAUGAUUUUUUGACUCUUGGAUGGCCACGCAGUCCCUGGAGGAGGCUUCUCUGCUCUGUGUAUUUGUGUUUGAGGUCGUAUUGCUUGUUUGAAAAUGAUGCCUGUUUAUGAAUCAAUCAGAAAGUAAAAAUGGCUCCUCACAGCACAUCCCUCUUCCUCUAAGCGUGCAAUGCUUCUGUUAUUGUAUUUACUGGAGGAAGCUAUAUUCUUGGUCACUUGGUGUUACAAGAGAACAUACAGUGUUCAGUAUUCAGGGAGUGAAUCUGCUUUUAAUACAGAUGCCUGCAAGUCUGGCAGGUUGUUUUAUUUUUUCAUUUCAAGGGAAUAAUAUGUUGGAGGGUUGACUUUCUCUUCUAUUGCAUUUUGAUGGAUUAACACUGCAGUUUUUUAUCUUUGACAAUGUAAAUAUGUUUGAAGCAGGUAAUUCUAUUUGUUGGUUUUACAUGUCUCACUUUAUGGACCUGUGAAAUUGCUCAAUGAAUAAAUAUGCACUGUAAGAACAGCAAAA